This is a messenger RNA of Manihot esculenta (cassava), 6005 nucleotides long. Its product is annotated as pentatricopeptide repeat-containing protein At5g65560. Bases 192 to 2912 code for a protein of 906 amino acids. The record is from RefSeq and is a predicted model, not a curated record. The transcript has 3 exons. Gene Ontology annotation, molecular function: protein binding. Lineage: Eukaryota; Viridiplantae; Streptophyta; Magnoliopsida; Malpighiales; Euphorbiaceae.
AUUGGCCACAACGCUUCUUCUCUGCAGCCGCUGCCCCCCUUCUCCGCCCCUUACACUCUAUUUUCCAGGUUUCUUUGCAGAGACCAUAAUCUCCCUCAUUCCCCUCUUUUCUUAGCUCCCUCUGAUCCGAAAGCUCACUUAAAUGCACCCAAAAACCUGAGAACUCGGUGCCAACUCACUGAUCUUCCAAGAUGAGAAAAUCAAAUGUCAUUAUUCACCCAGGUGAGUCCUCGAUCCUCCUCCACCUUCACCUCAUCAGAAGACCCAUUUCCUCCUCCUCAAUCGCCCCUCUUCCGGUUGACCCUGACCCACCUGAUCUUUCCUCCCAGCUCCUUUCUGUUCUCUCCCACCCAAGUUGGCAAAAACACCCCUCUCUUCGUAAUCUGGUUCCAAGCAUUUCGCCAUCCCAUGUAUCCUCUCUCUUCAGCAAUAACCCAAAUCUCGAUCCCCAAAUCGCCCUCAAGUUUUUCCAAUUUAUAGCUCGAAAACCUGGGUUCAAACAUAGCGUCCAAUCUUAUUCUCUGCUUUUAAACAUUUUAAUUAGCAAUAAGUUUUUUGGUGUUUCUGAGAAAAUCCGAACUUCCAUGAUCAAGAGUUGCAUUUCUAUUGAUGAUAUUAGGUUCACACUAGAUUUCCUAAGGGAAAUGAAUAGAGAUAAUAAUGAACAUAAGUUUAAGCUCACUCUUAGGACCUACAAUGAGCUACUAAUGAUGUUAUCAAGGUUUCUAAUGAUUGAUGAAAUGAAGCGUGUUUAUGCAGAGAUGCUCAGUGACAUGAUUGCCCCAAAUAUAUAUACGCUAAAUACCAUGGUUAAUGCUUAUUGUAAGAUGGGUAAUGUAGUUGAGGCUUCUUUGUAUGUGAGUAAGAUUUUGCAGGCGGGUUUAAGGCCUGAUACAUUUACUUAUACUUCUUUGAUAUUGGGGCAUUGCCGGAAUAAAGAUGUAAAUAGUGCAUGUAAUGUUUUUAAGAUGAUGCCGAAAAAGGGUUGUCGAAGAAAUGAGGUUUCAUAUACAAUCCUUAUACAUGGGCUUGGUGAGGCUAGAAGGGUUGACGAAGCUAUUAGUUUGUUUAAGAAGAUGAAGGAGGAUUAUUGUUAUCCAACUAUACGUACAUAUACAGUGAUUAUAAAUGCAUUGUUUGAAAAUGAUAGGAAAUUGGAAGCUGUAAAUUUGUUUAAUGAGAUGAGGAACAAUGGUUGUGAGCCAAAUGUUCAUACUUACACUGUGAUGAUUGAUUAUAUGUCUAAGGAAAGAAAAUUUGAUGAGAGUAGAAGAAUGCUAAAUGAGAUGAUGGAGAAAGGAUUGGUUCCAAGUGUGGCUACCUACAAUGCUUUGAUUGAUGGGUAUUGCAAGGAAGGGAUGAUGGAGUCUGCACAGGAAAUUUUGGAUUUGAUGCACUCAAAUAACUGUAGCCCAAAUGAACGUACAUACAAUGAACUGAUAUGUGGUUUUUGCAAAAGGAAAAAUGUGCACAAGGCAAUGUCAUUGCUUAGUAAAAUGCUUGAGCAUAGGCUGAUGCCAAACCUGGUCACAUAUAAUUCAUUAAUCCAUGGGCAGUGUACAGUCGGUCAUUUAGAUAUUGCUUAUAGGUUGCUUGAAUUGAUGAAGGAAAAUGGUCUGAAUCCUGACCAGUGGACUUACAGUGUUUUUAUAGACUAUCUUUGUAAAAAUAAGAGAAUAGAAGAAGCUCAUGUUUUGUUCAAUUCUCUCAAGGACAAAGGCAUAAAGGCAAAUGAAGUGAUUUACUCUACUUUAAUUGAUGGGUACUGCAAGGCUGGGAGGACAGAUGAUGCUGAUUCUUUGCUGGAAAGAAUGCUUAUUGAGGGCUGUUUGCCCAACUCAUCCACUUACAAUGCCCUUAUAGAUGGUUUUUGCAAAGAGAGGAAAGUGGAAAAAGCAUUGUCAUUGUUGGAAAAAAUGGUACAGGAGGGUGUGAAGGCCACAGUUUCUACUUAUACAAUUCUUAUAGUAGCAAUGUUGAAAGGGGGCAAUAUUGAUCAUGCUCAUAUGCUUUUUGCUCAAAUGGUUUCCUCAGGUAACCAGCCUGAUGUGUACGUCUAUACUGCAUUUAUUCAUUCAUAUUGUGGCACAGGGAAUUUAAAAGAGGCAGAGGAUAUGGUUUCUAUGAUGAUUGAAAGUGGUGUUAUGCCUGAUGCACUGACUUACACAUUGUUGGUUGAUGCAUAUGGACGUCUAGGAUUAUUAUAUCAAGCCUUUGAUGUUCUUAAGUGCAUGUUUGAUACUGGUUGUGAUCCCUCUCAUCAUACAUAUUCUUUUCUAAUCAAGCAUCUUUCAAAGGAAAAGCUAAUAGAGGAGAACAAAAGUGCUGUUCUUGAUUUGGUUCCAAAUAUCUCCUUCAUUGAUGUUGCUGAUGUGUGGAAGACAAUGGAAUUUGAAACUGCUCUGCUGCUUUUUGAGAAAAUGCUGGAACAUGGCUGUUCACCUAAUGUUAACACUUACGGAAAGCUCAUUAUAGGACUUUGCAAAGUGGGGCGCAUGGCAGUGGCUCAGAGGUUAUUUGAUCACAUGAAUGAACAAGGAAUUUGUCCCAGUGAAGAUAUUUAUAAUUCUCUUCUCAAAAGUUGCUGUGAGCUUGGAAUGUAUGAUGAUGCAGUGAGACUGGCAGAUGCUACAAUGGAGCGUGGUCAUUUACCACUUCUAGAGUCUUUGGGUUCACUUAUCUGCAGGCUAUAUGAUGAAGGAAACAAAAAGAAGGCUAAACAAGUUUUCUGUAAUUUGCUUCAUUGUGGGUAUAAUGAUGAUGAAGUAGCUUGGAAAAUCCUCAUCGAUGGCUUACUUAAGAGUGGCCUUGCUGAUGAAUGCUCUGAAUUGCUGGGCAUUAUGGAGGCAAGAGGUUGCCAGAUUCAUUCACAAACGUAUAAAAUGUUAAUUGAAGGACUUGAUGGGACAUAAUUCUUGGUAUUGUUCUAGAGAAAUUGUUUCGAAUAAGGGAAGGAGGCUUUCAGUUUCCAUGUUGAAUAUGGAGGCUAACGUAUAUAGUUUGAAUUUCAGAUUCUUUUUCGCUCAGAGUCUCCAAAUAUUUCACCUGGGAUUUAUUGGCUCUAGAUUCUGCGGUAGCCUGUUUUAUCAACCCAAACUGUUGGUUGUAGCAGCGGAACCAAUUGAAGAAAGGAAAUCUUAGAUGAAUAUCAGGAGACAGGAUUGUAUUGAUGCUACCUUCAAUUAUGAGUUCUUCAGUGUUCCCACUUUCGGUGAUAUUUACCAUCUCAAAGUUAAUGAUUGAGGUAAAGUUGCUUUGUUCAGAAUGCAUGUGCCUUUUGUGUCAUGCACUUAUACUCUGUAAAAAAACAUGUAGUCAUUAUUUUAUCUUUGUUUCACUUUUUUUCCACUCUUCACUGGAUAAAAUUUCCUUCAUCAUUAGUGGUAAUUUGUUAGUUUACAUUGCUAUAGUUAAGGUGCAUGCCUCUGAGUCUGAGGCCUUCGGAAAGCCUAAAUGGAUUGAGAAGAUAGUCAUUGAUGUGUUGAGAUCUUCAUAUCUAAGCUAACUUCUGCCACAUUACAUUAGAAGCCAGAUCAUAAGUAAAAUAAGUUAAAGUUUGAUGGUCCGUGCAAAAUUUCUUUGUUGCCAAAAUUUUAUCUAAUCUCGAUUUUAUUUUAAAAAAGAGACUGUUGGGCAAUUCUUCAAUUUUAUACGAUUGUCUCUAUAGAUCUAAGCUUUUCUAGUAUUUCACAACUUCAAUAUUUAGGAGUACUUUUGUGAGAUCUGUCUUUGCUGGAAUGGGAUGACUAGAUUGUAUUCUUUGAGUCUUAUUUUGAAAAACUUAUUGCUUUAGAAUAAUGUCAUUUUGGGAGUACUUGAAAUGGUUACGUCAUUUUGAGCCUACAAGCACUCAUCUGGUAAUGCUCUAUUAUUGAGUCGGUAAAAAUUUUUGCAAUUAGUCUCUUGGACUAUGUGAUGCAGUUUGAUCAUGAAUCCAUGCGCCUUGAGCAUGAUGCCUAGGAAAUUUAGAUGCGACUAGUAGAAUCUCUAAUUUUCCCCCUACCUUAAGCAGAAACCAAACAUGAUUCUGCAACCUCAAAAAAUAAAAAAUCUGCAAAAGAAGAAGAAGAGAGGAUUCAUGCACCUUGAGUAGAUGCUUAGGAAAUUACCCUUUCCUAGCUUUUAAUCGAUUCAAAACUAGUUCUAGACAUCGACUUCGAUCUAAUGAAUUUCAGCAAAUGAAAGGGCAAAAAAAGAGAUUAUCUUGUGUCUAGAAGUUUGGGUGCAUAGUUAUGCUUGAGAGAAGUCAGAGCACUAAAAAUAAAAUAAAAAUGCGUAUGGAAUUAUAUGGAGAAUUUAGCAGUCCUUCCAUUUGUCAAUAGAAACAGAUGUUUUAUGGUAUGGAGGUGGCUUUUGUGUAUGUAAUGUUUCUAAUUCCUACUUUUGGGAAGUCCUUGUGAUAACCUGAACUAUAUCAAUUUGAACAGGCCACUUCCUGAUUAAAUGGAAUGCUGGAUGGCACCUGUUUUCUUUACCAGAUCCAGACUCAAUUUCUUUGUAUUGAUGUAUUAGAAAUUAGAAUGCCAGAGUUUUGUCUUAUCAUUAGUUCACUUUAAUAUCUGACCUUAAUAUCCCUAUUUUCUCUCUCUAUUUACUAUUUCUGUGCCAUAGACUUUUUAAUAUAAUCCAUCUGCAAACCCUUCUGUUUGUUUAAUUAUCAAAAUUUUAAAUGUUCUAUCGUGAGUAAUUUGGGUUACAGUUUGCCGUUUUUGUUAUGUGGGUAUAUUUCUGUUUAGUCUUUACAUUGGAAGCCAACAGGGUACAGAAACCUUAGUGAAAAGGAAACCAUACUGCAACUCUAUUUGAGCAUGAAUGAUUUUCUUGGCUUGGUUAGGCAAAACUCCGUCAGAAGGAUUAAUGGUGGAGCAAGAGUUGGAUAGAAGUCUUAAGUCCAACAUCUGAACGGGAAGAAGAAAAGAAUAGCUUCACUAGCUGGAGACAACUGCAAAAAUUACCAUUCUUUUACCAUGAUCAUCAAGGUACUAUUAUUAAAAAGGGAGUAAGCUAUUGUAACUUAGAACUUGUCCAAGCAGCAUCAGGUUGUUGGAGGUUAAAAAAAGGGGUGGAGUGAGUGAAAUUAAAAAAAAAAAAAAAAAUCAGCAAGUUCAUUUCUUGUGUAAAGGACAGGUAACUUUCGGUCUGUACAGUGAGUGCCAAGCUAUCUUAUUGCUCAAUUAUAUAUUAAGCAUCUUUGCUUUGAUUGUCCUCGGGCUGGGACCGUAUGGUUAAAUUCUCCCUGUGCACUUAGAUAUUCAAUGCUUGGGGGAAUUGACAUUAAGGAUCAUUGGACUGAAUUGUUGAACUCUCUUGAAAAGCAUUCGGAUGGUCCUCAACUCAUUCAGAUAGUGGUUUUCCUGCUUUAGCGUAUUUGGAAACCACAAAAUGGUCUUAUCUUUCAAAAGUCACAGCAACCUGCAACCACAACUAUUCAGCUGGCUUUCCAGCACGUGGAAGAUAUUCAUGAGGCAUUGCUUUUUGACCUCGUGAAACCAAGGUUCCAAUAACCAGUCAGCUGAUCAGGCCACUACUUGGAGUCCUCCACCAAGAGAUUUUAUCAAGGUCAAUUUUGAUGCGGCUGUCGAUUCUAGACGCAGGAGAGGGGUGGUUGCUCUCCUGGCCCAUGAUCCUCAGGAUUUCCCUAUUGACUGGUUUUGCAGGAGAUUUGAUGCUAUUUUGAAUCCUUUUAUCUUGAAAAGCCUGGUAUGUCGUGAAGCUAUUUUAUUUGCUGUCCAAAAAGGUUUUCACUGGGUCAUUCCUUGAUGACCAUACAAGCUGUCUAAGAGGAGCACACAUCCAAAUCCAAGGACUCAUUGCUGAUAUCCAGAAUCUUGCUUCCAGUUUGUUCAAUGUCUCUUAUUAUGUGUUAAGAGAAGUGGAAAUACUGCAACUCAUGUUUUAGCUUCCAAGUUCCUCGGUGAUUGGAGUUUUGCAUGUACUCCUUGGCUGCAAAUUUCCUCUGUAUUUGGCAAUUUGCCUUCUCUUCGUUAAUGAUAUGAUCUUAUUGA